AUGCCCCCUUUUGGUUGUCGCAAUUCACGUAUUUUCGUCACGCCGCAAUCCAUAUAUACAAACUGUCCCUUGUGGCCCGUGAUCCCCAUUCCGCAAAUACCGAGAGUGGCUCAUGGCUUUCCAACGUUACACGCUCCCCUUUUCCGCAAAAGCAUGAGGACCCGUAGACGACACCACCUCGUAAAGCGACUGCAGCCUGCCGCCGGGCUCGGGUACCCUCGUCCCGGUUGCGCGGGGUUUGGUUGUUUUCGCUUUCAAACCUUCCUGGAGCAAGGGCAAAUGGGGAGCUUGGUUCAGCCUCUUUUUCGCAGCGUCGACUGUCAGCCGCGGCCCUUUCAACGCCGAUUUAGCUAUUGCGUGUUUUCCACCGCCUCGACCGUAUGGCCUGUUCACGCUGGCUCUCCACACCAUGGCAGCUCUGUUCCCACUUCUAACUCGAUCUUAACUAAUACAAAACCGCUACUUUCCUCAACGACAAUCGCUAAUGGAGUGCUGGGGUCUCGUGCGCCAAAGCUUAUCGGGGAAGGAGGCUAA
Trypanosoma brucei brucei TREU927 is the source of this 534-nucleotide messenger RNA. RefSeq lists its product as hypothetical. The transcript has a single exon. Lineage: Eukaryota; Euglenozoa; Kinetoplastea; Trypanosomatida; Trypanosomatidae. The coding region runs from base 1 to 534 and encodes 177 amino acids. The record is from RefSeq and is a predicted model, not a curated record.